Messenger RNA from Didymodactylos carnosus, 3273 nucleotides. Lineage: Eukaryota; Metazoa; Rotifera; Eurotatoria; Philodinida; Philodinidae. The record is from the annotation of a GenBank genome assembly.
AUGUAUAAAGAAAGAAGAAAUCAUAAACUCGUAAAUAAUAUCAUGUCAUCAUCGUUAUCUCAUAUAAUAUCGUAUCGUUUAAAAUUAACAUUUUACUAUUAUCGUUGGUCUAUUAGUCAAUUUUUACCACAUAUACGUAUUCAUUCAUCAUUACAAAUUCGACGAUCAUUAAACUUGAAAUAUUUUUUUUUCAUUUAUUUUUUCAUUCAAAUUUCAUUUAUACUCUCGUUUACAUCAACUUGUCCAAUUCCAUUUGCUUUACAAACAAAAUGUCGAUGUGCUAUUCAAGAAACAGGCACCGUUUAUAUUUAUUGUGCAAGAAAACAACUAACACAAAUACCACAUUUCAAUAACAGCAAUAUAAUAUUUGAUGAAUUAGUAUUAUCUGGUAAUCGUAUUCAAAUUGUACAUUCAAAUGCUUUUUCGGGUUUAAAAUUACGUAAAUUAGAAUUACAUUCAAAUCCACUUGUUAAACUUGAAUCAAAUGCAUUUGUUGAUUUAGCCAAUUAUUUAGAAGAAUUAAUUUUAUCUUCUACUGUUUCAUCAAAUAGUGAUUAUGAUUUAAAAACGACACAAUUUAUACAAAUUUUAGAAGAAUUACCAAAUUUAAAACGUUUAUCAAUACGUUCAUUUGAUUUAUCUGAUUUUUCAUCUUCUAAAUCUUUAAUGUUAGUAAAUAGUGCAAAAAAAUUAACACAAUUAUCAUUACAAUCAUGUGGAAUAAAAACAAUUGAAAAUAAAUUAAGAUUUAUACAAUUAUUUCCAAAUAUUGAACGAUUAGAUUUAUCGGGAAAUUAUUUAGAAAUAUUUGAUAUUCAUCUUUAUUUAAAUUUAAAAAAAUUAAAAAUAUUAAUAUUAUCAAAAAAUAAAAUUAAACAUUUAAAUACUGAACAUUUUCAACAAUUACCACAACAAUCUAUUCAAAUAUCAUCAUCAUCAUUACAAGAAUUAGAUUUAUCCUAUAAUGGUAUUGAAACAAUUGAUGAAUAUAUAUUUGAAGUAUUUUCAUCUAAUUUAGAAAUAUUAAAUUUAAGAAAUAAUGAAUUAUCAACCGAAAAACAUUUAACAUUUUUAACACAUUUAUAUCAAUUAAAAGAAUUUCUAUUAGAUUAUAAUAGAAUUGAAUAUUUAAAUGAUUUAUAUUUACCUCCAACAUUAAAAGUAUUAUCAUUAAAAAAUAAUCGUUUACAAAAAAUUGAUAUUCAAACAUUGACAACAAAUUUAAUUCAAUUAGAAAAAUUAUAUUUAUCAUCAAAUUAUUUACAAGAAUGGUCUAUUUCAUCGACACAAAUAUUUCAAUCACUUGAAUUAUUAGAAUUAGAUCGAAAUCAAUUAAAAUUUCAAACAUGUACAUUUAAUGGUUUUCCAAAAUUAAAACAAUUAAAUUUAGAUGGAAAUUUAUUAGAUGGAAAUAUUAAUGAACAAAUAUUUUCACAAUUACAAACUCUUGAACGUUUACAAUUAAGAGAUAAUAAUGUAAAAGAUAUUCAUAGACAAGCAUUUCAAUUUACACGAUUACAAUUACUAGAUUUACGUAAUAAUUCAUUAUCAUCUAUUCCACUCUUGAUUACUUUAAAUGAUACAUUACAAACAUUAUUAUUACGUCGUAAUCGUCUAUGUACAUUGAAUUAUUCAACAUUAAAAUAUUAUACUCAAUUGGCAACAAUUGAAUUAGAUCAAAAUCCUCUUCAUUGUGAUUGUCGAAUGAAAAAUAUUGGAAAAUGGUUUAGAACAGCAAAUAAAUUUAAAGAAUCAACGGGAAAAUGUGAAUCACCACCAUCAAAACAAAGUAUUAAUUUAAUUGAUUUAAAUAAUAAAGAAUUAAUAUGUUUGACACCAGAUCAAACAACUUCACAAUGUCAAUAUUUGAAUGAACAAGAUAUUGGAAAAGAGUCAGAUGUAGAAGAUGAAGAAGAACAGACAACAACAACAACAACAAAGAAGAUAAAAAUUCCUGAGAUCGAUAAAACACUACUCACCAUCACAGAUAACAAAAAUGUUGAACUACCUGAUGCACGGCAACAAAUUAUGCCAUCUACUACUAUCUCUACUACAACAUCAACAUUGACAAGUACACUUUUAUCUAUAAAUAGUCCUAUAGUAUCACCGACCGCCUCCGUUAUAAUUCCAGACGAUGAACUUCUUCCAAUUCGUAUUAAUGAAUUAAACAUUAUACCUGAUUUAUCAUUACAUUCUAUAUUUGUUCAAUGGCAACUUCUACCUGCAUUUUUAAAUGAUUUAUUAGUAGAACAACGCGAUUAUUUAUUUUCCUAUUUAAAACGUCAAGGUAUUCAAGGUUUUAAAGUCAGUAUUAGCCUAGAAAAAUCAUCUCAAAACUAUAGACUAAGUGAACUUCUUUCACCAUUAUUACGAAAUUAUACAUUUUACGAUUAUCAAUUAAACAAUGAUCAACAAUAUGAACUAUGUGUUAUUUUAUUGAAACAAACAAGUUAUGAGAAACAUUGUAAACAGAUUAAACAACAAUCAAGAAAAAUGAUUAAUGAUAAUGUUCAACAUGAAACACCACCAUCAUCUCCACUUAUUCACUCGGAAAGACAACAAGAUUCAUUUAUUCCUCUCAAAAGUAGUCGACCAUUAUCGUCAACUUGGUAUUUAACUGAACCGACUCGAAGUAUAUUGCUCGGUUCAAUAUUCGGUAUUUUAUUUGUUCUUAUUCUCAUAACAUUAGUUGUUUUAUUACUAACACGUUGUUCAAAUUUACUACAUCGUCGUAAUUCAUCUCACGCUUCACAUCAAGAUACAAAAAGUGAAACAUUACUUGUACGACCAACACUCUCAUCAACGUGUGGUACAUGGAAUCAUCAUCAUAGACCAUUGAGUUAUCAAACACCACAACAAUUUAGUAGUCUAUCAACACAUUGCACAUGUUCAUCCUAUGUACAUCCAAGUUAUACUAGUUCAGGUAGCGGUGGUUUAGGCAACUGUCCCGGUGGGAAUUAUCAUAUUUAUCAAGAAAUUAAUGACGAUUAUUCAGCUGCUAUGUUAGGCCGCCAUUUAUCACCAUCUUCGUCAUCUUCUGGCGCUUCAUCAUCAUCGGGAGGUAUUCAUCGGCACCAUCCUCGAACUUCAACAUGUGCUCUAGGCGAAUAUUUACAUCAUAAUCAUCAUAAUAGGACGUGUUGUUUAAAUAAUAAUAAUAAUAAUAAUAAUAAUAAUAAUAAUUUAAAUCAGGAACGUAAUUUAACACCAACAUCGACUAUAUCAGAACAAUGUCCUCUUUGUUCAAGGCAAGCAUUAAGUGUAUUAGUGUGA